UCUUCUCGAACCUUCUAAGCCGUUGCAGAAAGAUCGGGAAGCCGCCGCAAUCGAGUCUUCAUAAUCGACGAUCUCUCGUCUUCCUGGCCGAGUCGCUGCUUGUCCUCGGUGCUUCUUUCUCGAUUCCCUAAUUCGCAGAAGAAACCGGCGAUGUUUGGCGUGGUCUUCCCGGAGCGGAGCUUCCCCAUGGACGCAUCGGCGUUCGCGCAGAUCGACCCGCUCCACUGGAUCCUUGACAUGAACUCCCUCGUCGGCGAUGCCUACCGCGACGUCAGAGAACUCUGUGUGUUUCUCCUCCCGGCUGCGGCUUCCUCCUUCCCACCCGGCAAGGCCCUCGCCGUCUACUUCCAACCCCCUGGUCAUCCCUUCCUCUUUUGUGGCGCCGUCCACCCUGCCCGCCCAUCCGCUCUCCUCUCCCUCCCCUGGCCUGACCCUUCCGAAGAACCCCCCAUUCCUGACCCUAACCCUAAUCCCCUCCAGCUCGCGCUCACCUCCGCCAAGAUCGGCGUCUCGGUCGAGGACCUCGCCUCCUUGCCACCCGUCGCUGACGCCGGCGCGGAGAAGAAGGCCGAGCGACUCGCUCUUAGGGUUGGCGAGAACCUCUUCAAUUUCAUGCAGUCCUUCUGCGGGAUUGACGGAAGCCGGCUCGUCGUGCCCAUGGAUAUCCUUGACCGGUGGUUCAAGAAGUUCCAGGAGCGAGCCCGGAAGGAUCCCAGUUACCUCAAAGAUUUCGCCUUGUGAUAGACAGGUGAAUGCCCAAUCCCAAAGUUGCUGUUUAUUUAAUGAAUAGAGAGGACCUUGUGGAUUUUGAACAUAGUAUGCACCUGAUGGAUUUGACGCGAUAAAGGUGUCAUGCCAAAACACUACAACCUCCGGAAUUGGCAAAUGGCAUCUUCGUUAAUAAGGGGACACCAGUCGUUGAGACGAAGGCUAUGUUUUUGUUCCCUAUUCCGACGAAAUCUUCUUCUUGGGAAGAUGAAUUGCACUCGGAAACAUCUGUUCAGCUACAAUGUUUCAUAGGUUCUGUAAUUUCUUGCUGUUCUUCAAUGAAUGUAUCCUAGAUCUCUUUCGUUCUUUUCAUAAAUGCACUACUAAACUCCUCCAAAAGUGGUUCGUAGGUACUUGUCAUUUGUUUAUUUUAGUGACACUGGUACGAGAACGUUUUAAUGAUGAAAGCAUGCCAUGGAACACAUUAUGUGUUGGCUUUGGUCAAAAUCAACUUCAGUAGGGAUCAUCAUUUCAUUAUUGUUACGGUCAAUCCUAAUGAUUCCAUUCA
This is a messenger RNA of Zingiber officinale, 1276 nucleotides long. RefSeq names its product protein OPI10 homolog. Gene Ontology annotation, biological process: protein import into nucleus. Lineage: Eukaryota; Viridiplantae; Streptophyta; Magnoliopsida; Zingiberales; Zingiberaceae. The coding region runs from base 151 to 741 and encodes 196 amino acids. Gene Ontology annotation, cellular component: nucleus; cytosol. Gene Ontology annotation, molecular function: nuclear import signal receptor activity. The record is from RefSeq and is a predicted model, not a curated record. The transcript has 2 exons.